Copidosoma floridanum is the source of this 3840-nucleotide messenger RNA. RefSeq names its product trehalose transporter 1 (gene Tret1). The record is from RefSeq and is a predicted model, not a curated record. Gene Ontology annotation, molecular function: sugar transmembrane transporter activity. Gene Ontology annotation, biological process: carbohydrate transport; transmembrane transport. Gene Ontology annotation, cellular component: membrane. NCBI's taxonomy places the organism in Eukaryota, Metazoa, Arthropoda, Insecta, Hymenoptera, Encyrtidae.
ACGCGGCCCGUCUCUUACGUAUAAAAGACAAGAGCCGGCCGCGCGCGAUCUGAUUAACCGCACAGCCAGCCAGCCUUUGAAGCUGCAGCCAACCAACUCGUACACCCAUACGCGUCGUUUCGCAGACUUGUCUCGCGCUGUGUGAUAUUGAUAAUUGUAUCAUAGAGGAGCGCGCGAUAACGAGGCGGUUGUUCGAAAAAGAAGUUCGCACCCGCGAUUGGACUCCCCUUGGCCCGUCGGGAGGGCGCCUCUCGGUCGGUGAGCAAGUUGCGCUCGUUUUCACCCGAGGCGCCGGCAGUUGGCGCUCGAGCCUCGAAACAGCACAACCGGCCGCGCCACCCGGACAACAGAGCCGAUAAAGACGCUCACCGCGAGCAACAGCUGACCGAGGAGUAUUCGGCUAGCCACACACGCUCAAUUGUCACAACAGAAGCACGUGCGCCGCUGAUCGGCACGACCGGUCUAACUUUGGAUUGUUUCCUCACUGGAGCCGCGAAGAUGCCGUCGUCGUCGUCGUCGUCGUCCGGGCCGAGCAGGAGGCAGAUGAUGCAGCCAUGGCCUCUCUGCUUGAUCCCCUUCGGCAACUCAGCCAAGGAGCGAGGCAUCCUGCCGAAGCAUUACACGAGGGUGCCAUCGAUCGCACGUUCCUCGACGGCGAGCUCGAGCCUGGCCCAGGAGUGCGCCUCGAAUACGACCCUACUGACGAACACCAGCCCAUUCAACAGCCAGGUCGCCCUGGUCGCGGAGAGGUGGCCGUCGGGCAGCGGGUCACGGUCCAGCGACGAGGAGCUCGAGGCCAGGGCAGCGCAGCUCGUGGAGGCCAGAUCGGGCCAGCAGCACUACUAUGCGGAAAACUUGCGUAACAAUCACCACAGGACGUUGAACGGCUCCCAGAUCUACGACCCCCUGCGCAAGGACCACGGGCUCGACUACAAACAGCUGGACCCUCUGCUGAGGAAGGACGAGCCCGCGUCUGACACCAGAGUUCUCAUGGAUUCGCAAGACUUUAAAAAGCCCGAGGCGGUCGUCAGGAUGUCCGUCUUCCAGUUUGAAAAAGCGAAUGCAAGGCCCGCGUACUAUUGGACCCAGGUGCUGGCCGCUUUCUCGGUCUCGCUCGGCUCGAUGGUCGUGGGCUUUACAUCCUCGUACACCUCGCCGGCCCUUGAGUCCAUGAAGGACAGCAACGUCACGUCCUUCGAGGUCUCGGGAGCUACCGGAUCGUGGAUCGGCUCGAUCAUGCCGCUCAGCGCGCUCUUUGGCGGGAUCGCUGGCGGGCCGCUGAUCGAAUACGUCGGAAGACGCAACACCAUCCUCUUCACUGCUUUUCCGUUCAUACUGGCCUGGCUGUUGAUCGGUAUGGCCAACGGCGUGAGCAUGAUCAUGUUCGGCCGGUCGCUGAGCGGCUUUUGCGUGGGAAUAGCCUCCCUCUCGCUGCCCGUCUAUCUCGGCGAGACCAUUCAGCCCGAGGUCCGGGGCUCCCUGGGACUCUUGCCCACCGCUUUCGGUAACAUCGGGAUAUUGGUGUGCUUCAUAGCGGGCAAUUAUCUGAAUUGGUGGGUGCUGGCCCUGUUCGGGGCGUGCCUACCGGUGCCCUUCCUCGCGCUGAUGCUCACGAUACCCGAGACGCCGAGGUGGUACAUAUCGAAGGGCAAGACGAAGCGCGCCCGCAAGUCCCUGCAGUGGCUCAGGGGGGCCCAGGCCGACGUGACCGACGAGCUCACCAGCAUCGAGAAGACGCACGUCGAGAGCGAGAGACAAGCCACCCAGGGCACCUUCUCCGAGCUCUUCAAGGGCAACAACUUCAAGCCCCUCCUCAUCUCUCUGGGGCUCAUGUUCUUCCAGCAGAUGUCGGGCAUCAACGCCGUCAUCUUCUACACCGUCCAGAUAUUCUCGGACGCCGGCAGUACGAUGGACGCCAACCUGUGCACCAUUAUAGUGGGCAUCGUGAACUUUUGCUCGACCUUCGUAGCGACGGCCCUGAUUGAUCGGCUGGGGCGCAAGGUGUUGCUGUACACGAGCAGUGUCUCGAUGGUGGUGUCGCUCGCCUCCCUGGGCGGCUACUUUUACAUGAAGGACUACUUCCACAUGAGCGUGUCCGGGUACGUGCCCCUCGCGAGCUUCAUCGUCUACGUGAUUGGCUUCUCCCUCGGUUUCGGCCCGAUACCUUGGCUCAUGAUGGGCGAGAUCCUACCGUCCAAGAUCCGCGGCAGCGCCGCCAGUGUGGCCACGAGCUUCAACUGGAGCUGCACCUUCGUCGUCACCAAGAUCUUCGAGGACGUGAUACAUCACAUCGGUUGUGGCAGCACCUUCUGCCUGUUUGCCGCCAUUUGCCUGGUGGGGCUCGUCUUUGUGGUUUGCUUCGUGCCCGAGACCAGUGGCAGGUCGCUCGAGGAGAUCGAGCGCGGACUGACGGGCCCGGUCAGGAGAAUGAGCGCGGUCGCCAACAUGAAACCCACCCCCAUGGCCUGUUAGGCCGGCUGCAUUUUUCUUCUUUUCCUCCCUUUUAUGACAUAAAUAAAGGCCAACACCGAUGUGCCGCUGGUUGUGUGUUGCAAAGCGCGAAAGUCCACGUGGAUCUGCAAAUUUAUUUUUUACUAUUUACCCCUUCGCCAUUUCAUUCCGCGAUUCGAUUUCAAGCGAUUGAACUCUCGCCCGGCUCUCGAAUCUCAAGAGAGAACACACCCACACAAUGUUCCUGAAGUUAACUCAAGACAGAGCAAUAUUUUUCCCCCUUGUCUUACAACUGCGUUGUUCAAUAUGUUGUUGAUCACGGCUGUACAAAGUGUCGUACGGAACAAAGGCGGAUGCGUCUCGGGCACUUUGGGGAUUUUCAGCCAAUGACAAAAGGUACUAUUCAAAUACGACACUGUUGUUAUUGUUUGUACAGAGUCUAUAACCAUAACGUUAGUACCAGUGCACGCGCGUGCAAACUGCUGGAUGAAUAUAUAUUAUAAUAUAACGCUUAUGUGCAGUUGUUGGAUGAUGCGAGGCUGCCGUAUGUAUAACUGUUUACAUAUUAUCGUGUGGUUAUUGUGCAACGAAUGAAGGCCUGACAUUUGUUAACCUAUUGUUUUACGACAAGUAGAUUUUAGUGUGAUAGUAGUUUUUAAUUUUCGCGCUUCUCACGAUUUAAAAAAAAAAAAAAAGAAUUAGGACGCGAAAAUAUUGUACAUAUAUAGUCUGAGGCUUUUUAGUGAGCAAUGUUUUUUUUUUUUUUCUUUUUUUUCCCCGAUUUCAUUUGAAAUGUAAACAGUUGUUUGUAAAUAACGACGAAAGAUGGAGAUUUAAACACGCACGUAGAGAUAGUUUUAUAUUUCAUAAUGAAAUGAUGAAAUUCGUUGCUAUUCCAUUAUUUUUAUCAAUGCGCGAUAAUAAAUAUGUAUAUCGUACGUUUAAAAAUUUUUCAAAGCCAAGUGUGGCAUUUUUAUAUUAUAGAGAGGUAAUCAUAGUUACGAGAGUAAGGUAAUUUAUAAUUUUUUAAAUGAAUUAAUAGGGAUGGAAAAAAAUUGAGUUGAUGAAAAGCGAGAAAUAUAUAAGUACAGAACGAAAAUACACAGCGUGUACUUAAUUACAGAGAACAAAUCUUAAAGAGCAUUUCUCACGGAAAAGUCAACACGCAAUUUGAGAAGAGAAGGAAUAGUUAACAAAUGAAACAUGGAUCUGAGAUAUUGGUUCCUCUUUGUCUUACGAUUCGAGAUUCGCUAUCUCGAAUUAUUGUUAAAACGUGAUAUCUGAUGAUUCCAAUAAUGCAUAACUUUAUAUUUUAACUAUCGAUAUUUUUAGUAAUCUUAAGAAGCAAUGACUAUUUUGUUUUUUAAUAAAAGUAAUUUUGCGAACCAA